Molecule: messenger RNA, 3735 nt
Organism: Vespula pensylvanica (western yellowjacket)
Lineage: Eukaryota; Metazoa; Arthropoda; Insecta; Hymenoptera; Vespidae
Gene: Nmt
Product: glycylpeptide N-tetradecanoyltransferase 1
Exons: 8
Coding region: 56-1471 (471 amino acids)
Biological process (GO): N-terminal peptidyl-glycine N-myristoylation
Cellular component (GO): cytoplasm
Molecular function (GO): glycylpeptide N-tetradecanoyltransferase activity
Source: RefSeq, a predicted model, not a curated record
AUGUAGACGGCGCUAGUAAAGAUAGCGCGUGCGCAGCUACAAAAUCUAUAUUAAAAUGGAGGAUAAGAAUCAGGUCGUGGAGCGAGAGGCUAAGAAAGAUGAAAUUCAUGAAAAAGAUGGGCAUUCCAAAAGUUCCAAGAAAAGGAACCGUAAGAAAAAGAAACAGCCAGUACAUUCCACGAGUGAAAAUCACAAUAAUGCAGGACACAGUGAAGAAAAAAAUCUUCACAGUGCUUGCAAUAUCUCGAUAAAGGAAAUACAAAUGGCUAUGGAAGUAUUUAAUAUGCAACAGAAGCCUGCCAAAACUCAAGAAGAAGCAAUGCAAAAGCCUUAUCAAUUUUGGAGUACGCAACCAGUACCUAAAAUGGAUGAAAAAAUUGUGUGCAAUGAACCGAUCGAACCUGACAAAACUUCUAUAAGGGCAGAACCUUAUUCGUUGCCAGAAGGUUUUCAAUGGGAUACUUUAAACCUUGACGAUCCUUUGGUAUUAGCAGAAUUAUAUUCUCUGCUAUCAGAAAAUUAUGUAGAAGAUGACGACGCGAUGUUUAGAUUUGAUUAUCCACCUAUAUUUUUGAAAUGGGCAUUACAACCACCAGGAUGGUGUAAAGAAUGGCAUUGCGGUGUUAGAGUCAGCAAAAGCGGACGUCUAGUCGGUUUCAUUUCCGCUAUUCCAGCUACUCUACGCAUUUAUAACCAUACAAAAAAGAUGGUGGAAAUAAAUUUCUUGUGCGUACAUAAGAAAUUAAGAUCUAAAAGAGUUGCUCCUGUUUUGAUACGAGAAAUUACAAGGAGAGUAAAUCUACAAGGAAUAUUUCAGGCUGUGUAUACUGCUGGAGUUGUAUUACCAAAACCAGUUGCAACUUGCAGAUAUUGGCAUCGAUCACUUAAUCCAAAGAAGCUUAUCGAAAUUAAAUUUUCUCACCUGUCGCGUAACAUGACUAUGCAAAGAACUUUAAAACUGUAUAAACUGCCAGAGAACACCAAGGUACCUGGAUUUAGAAAACUCGUUUAUACAGAUAUUCCACAAGCUCACAAAAUUUUAAGCGAUUACUUAGAAAAAUUUGAUCUGGCACCGAUUUUUACAAUCGAGGAAUUUCAACAUUGGUUCCUUCCACAAAAUGGUAUGAUCAAUACUUUUGUAGUCGAAAAUGAUGGUAAAAUCACGGAUAUGGUUAGCUACUAUACAUUGCCAAGUUCAAUAAUGCAUCAUCAAGCACAUAAGACCUUAAAAGCUGCAUAUAGUUUUUACAAUGUCUCCACCGUUACCCCUUGGCUCGAGCUUAUGACCGAUGCUCUUAUAUCGGCCCGUAACUUGGGUUUCGACGUAUUUAAUGCUCUGGACUUAAUGGAUAAUAAGGAGUUCUUGGAACCUUUGAAAUUUGGUAUUGGCGACGGUAAUCUCCAAUAUUAUUUAUACAAUUGGCGUUGUCCAAGUAUGACGCCUGGAAAAAUUGGUUUGGUGCUCCAGUAGACUUCUAGAUCAACGUGUUGUUGACUAGAAUAUAAAACGAUUGUAAGCUUGCGUGAGUGAAAGAAAAGAAUGCAAGAGUGUGAGUGACGAGAAAGAAACAUGGCAAUAUGAGAUACACACGUAAGAAUAUAAACGACGAAAAAGAAAAAAAAAAAAAAAGAAAAAAGAGGAGGAGUGCGGAGCCUCUAAUAUUUCCGCGAUUACAAAGGAUAAAAAAAAAAAGGCGAGCAAACGAACGUUAAAUAACAGCGGAAGAAGAGGGAGGGUUGAAUAAUUACGUGUGAAAAAUCUUUCGGGACUGUGAGUCGAUCUCUCAGUACUUUCGGAUAUCAUUCUUUCCUACGUCCUUGAUACUCGACAGGACGAGACAGGGGCAGGGUCAAGAUCGGUACGGUGUAGAGAAAAUGUUGCAUGCGCCAACGCGAGUGUAUAUACGUAUAUGUGCGUGAUUCGAGCAAUGUAGAUAAGUAUCGUAACUUUAGUAACUUGACCGACCCACGCAAAGGGUGAGAACAUAAACAACUAGGAUGCGAUCUAACUUCUUCGAGAGAACUAUGUUUCCUUUGCACCUUCUUGACAAGAUAGAUGAUAAUGCAUAUGUCAAGGUAAGAAUGAAAAACAAAACAAAAAAAAAAAAAAAGAAUUACAAUAAAAUGAGAUUCGUCGGCAAAGUAUCCCUCUUUUCUCUUCUCGUUACCUUCUUUUUUUAAUUAUUUAUUUUUCUUCCUUCUUUCUUUAUCUUUCUCUUUUCUUAUAAUACUCGAUAACAAAUGUAAAAUGUUUGGACAUUAAUACAUGAAAUAUUUUUACCCGUAAAAACUACCCGUCCUUUUUCCGGUACAUUGCUUGAUCGCUUUCACGGCCACCCUCUACUAUCCGUCGACGAUAAGAUAGCUGCGAGAAGACAAAAGAAUGGACGAAAAACGACUAGUUUGGAAACACGUCGAUUGAACUCGAGAUUUAUCUGAAUAUCGAUUGUUCAGAGUUAUAUCUAUUUCUUCCGUUUUCUUUUUUAAUUCCAUUUUAAAUUAUGGUUCACUUUUAUUAGAAUAAAAAGAAGAAAGAAAACAUAUUGCGAGUCGAUCUCACGAGUAAACAAUUAGAAUAGAUCGUUGAAUCAGCCGUAUGUACGAUUUAUAUAUUUCAUUGAUUUAUCGCGACAUUAUUGCACUUCUCGAUGCGUUAUUUCUUUUUCUUUCUCUUUUUCUUUUUCUUUUUUUUUUUUUUCCCCUAUAAAAAUUAACUCAUCUUUUAUAAUCGUGCAACAGGCAGAUACACACGUGCACCCAAAGAGAAAACCAUAUAACUCAUGGACACGCUCUCGCAGAGAGAAAUUUUUCUUUGUAACUGCCGCUUUAGAUAAAAGUACCCGUCUCGAAGAACUCCGACGGUCGACAUGCAAUGCCUUCUUCUCAAGAUAAAAGAAACGAAACUAUGUUUCUGUCACAAUUAACUGACUUAACAUUUGUAUUCUAUUUAGAUAGGAUGCUAGCAGGCACAUCCUCCGACAAGUUCGUAGGCACAACAAACGUUAGUCACAAACGAUAAUAAUCCACAUCCGUCGAUAAAUAUUUAUUAUCCGUAACGUCGACGAUGAAAAAAGAAAAAAGAAAAAAAAAAAAAAAGAACGAAAGAAAAUGAAAGUAAAAAUUGUCUCGUCACAUCCAAAUUGUAUUUCUAUAAAAUCUCUUAAACGAUCGGGUUAGAUCGUAUAAAUAUCGAAUCAAAUAUUCAACGAAGUUUAUUCGAUUAGGAUUGUGUUAGACGCGUUAUUAUAAAGAGAUAAAACGUGUAAGAAACGAUACGAAUGUUUUUGAUUUGAAUGAAAUAUAGAGUCUAACAAGGUGCAGAUUAUAAAUCAAAUCAUGAUAUAAAAGUCGUAUCGUUGAUUAUCUACGAUACGACAAAUGUUUUAAAAAGAACCAUCGUUAAAAAUUAUAUGAUGUUGGAAAUAUAAAAAAAAGAAAGAGAGAGAGAGAGAAAGAAGUCGCUUUAACCGAUAUAAAGAAUACGAAGUAGGUAGUUUAUAAUUUCUUCGAAUAUUGUAACACGUGUAAUAAACGGAGGAAAAGUACUUUUACUACUUCCGUGAUAUAGAAUGCUUUAUAAUUGUAUCGUGUUCUGCGGGUAUCAAGUCAAUAUUAAUAUUCAUGUCUUGACGUUUUAUUUAUCUAAGAAAAUAUUGCUGUUAUGUAAGAAAAUUUCUUACUGGGAUAUUUUUUUAUUUUUAAUAGAAACAUUAUAAUUUGAAACUUUAACUACGA